This is a messenger RNA of Exophiala bonariae, 2286 nucleotides long. RefSeq lists its product as uncharacterized. The coding region runs from base 1 to 2286 and encodes 761 amino acids. The record is from RefSeq and is a predicted model, not a curated record. The transcript is spliced from 7 exons. Gene Ontology annotation, molecular function: protein binding. NCBI's taxonomy places the organism in Eukaryota, Fungi, Ascomycota, Eurotiomycetes, Chaetothyriales, Herpotrichiellaceae.
AUGGACGGUCUCCAGAUGCUGGAGUCUCAGCGCUUCUCAGACUUCAAGAUAGUAUGUCGGGGAUACGAGUUCAACGUUCAUAGAGCCGUCCUGUGCGUGUCGUCUCCAGUUCUGUUGGUCACCUGUACAGGAGGUUUCAGCCGGGAAGUAGAGACCCAGAGAGUCGUGUACGAUGAGUUCAGCCCCACUAUCAUGAGCAGAGUCAUUCUUUACAUAUACACGAAAAAAUACGACGCUUCAUCUGUGCCACCCAUGUUCAAAGAGCUAGCUACCGACCCCACAGAAGUGCAAUUGGGCAAAUCGAGCCCUGAACCCGAAGUUGUGGAGGAUGAAGUAGACUCGAGUUCACCAGAUGAUUGGGAUCCUGAAUGGGAAAGCAGUUCCAUGAAAGCAGUUCGACUGGUCAAGGCAACGUCUAAAGCCAAGCCGCUGAAGGUCAAUAUACUUGUGUACAAAGUGGCCGAUUACCUGGGGGUCAAGGGCCUUGCCGAGUUUGCUUCAGCAAAAAUCAACGCACUGUCUGAUGAAUACUUGUUCCACUUAGAUCCAACCGUCGAAGGGCUCGAGUUUAUGCUUGAUGAACUACCCGCCCGUGACCGAGGCCUUAGGCUUCAAAUCGCAGCGUUUCUGGCAAAGCAUCAGGAGGAAGCACGACAAGUGGCAUCACUCGACCAGGCUCUCGACUGCCAUACUGAUGGACUCUGGGGUGUUUUCAAGACCGCUAUGGAUGAACAGAAGCAAGCUGAAGAGAGAGCAGUGACAGCUGAACUAGGAUCUGUCCUAUCACAGCUAGAUCAAAAGUAUAUUGGCCUGAGCUCCCGACUAGAACCUACACUUAUUGCAUGUUUAGCACAUUUCCAAGAUCUUCAAGAGACGGGACGUAUCUCGCAAUUUGAUGAAACCACAAAAUGUACUGAGUGGAAGACGGCAAUUGUCUCGGGCCUGAAUGGAUCCGCUCCUCCAUUUGCAGAUAACAAGCACAAACUUAGCGCAAGUCUCUUCGAUAAAUAUGCAUCAAUGAUGAUGUGCAGUCUCUUCUUGUCGGAGACCACCUAUUCGUAUUUCAGCAAAAUGUCAAAAGCCCAAUUUGAGAUCAUGCACGCCCCCAGACUCUACGAGUUCUUGGAGAGCACCAUGGCACCAUACGCCUGGCGAUCAGACCAAGUGAUAAGUCACUAUCACCCUAUUGAACAGCACUUCGACUGGGACGUUGCGUUGCGCCUGGUUUGCAGUGUUGGAGCUGCUCUUCGGCGUGCUCAGCACGACAGAACUGACGACUUUGAUUACUACACAGCUGGGUUCGGGGAUCGUAGUGGCGAAAAGACGCGUACCCGCUUCGAAUUAAUACUUGAGAACGAGUGUGCCAAGGUAGGACUACUCCCAGCAGAUCGUGGUGAGAAGGUCCGCAGGGACUUCCUCGUCGACAACCCAGGACUCUCCAACCCUCCUCGCAUUUCGUCACUCGCAAAGAACUACCACGGAGCGACCUAUGUGCCUCAGCCUAAUCCUGUCUCUUAUGAUGUCUUUUUUGGUGGCUUUCAGGCAGACCGGAAAGAGAGAGACUGGGCAUUGGUAAACAGUCGAACGUUUGAGCCGAAAGAUCUAGCACUGGAAACGAUCAGAACCACCCAGAAGGAGUGGUCUAUCGUGUGGACAUCGAGCCUCGAAGAACACCUGUGGGUUGAAGACUUCAAGAUUUUUAAAAAUCUAGCCAGUCACCGGCAACAACUGGUCAGGGAGACGGACAAAUAUUCCGUUAACAGUAGACCGCUCAAACCAUUCGAAAAAGUAACCAAAAAGGUGAAUCCGAUCGACCCAUUCAAAAAGCCCUACAAGGGGCUUCUGGACACUUGGCUUGCAACGCCGUGCCCACACCACAUUACUCAAGUUUUUGCUCAUAAUGGUCAAACCGCCGAUGUGCGCACCGGUCUCGUAUCCGAGAUGACUAUCGGUGAGGUCCUUGCUCUCCUCCCUGACAGUGGUAUCCCCGAAGACCUGGUCAUCCAACUACAAGGAAUCCUUCUGUAUCCACACACAUCCACGACUGAAAACUACUCCGAAUACCCUUAUUUCGGAGAGCGGCUACAAUAUCUGAACUACGUUCUGCAGAGCCAGAAACCGCGCAACUUGAGCGAGCUGUGGCGUGAUCAGAGAGACAGUUUACAAUGGUGGACGUUCUGGCUCGUUGCGUGGUUUGGCAUUGCGAGCGUGCUGUUGGCCUUGGGUAGUCUGGUCGCCAGUGUCGCGCAGACUUGGGCAGCGUUUAGGGCGCUGGGCUUGAACUGA